CCUUGAUGGUGAAAACUGAAAAGUAUUUUUGACGUGGCAAUUGACACGUAAAAGAAACACGAGGAAGAUCAAUAUCAUGAUCAUAGCUUCCUACACUUUCUAGAAUCUGCUUCCCAGCUUAUCUACAUGCUUCUACUUUUUACCAUUUUCCCCAUCCUUCCACCGGAAAAUUCACACAAAUUCAGCUCCGGAAGCUCGGCCAUUGAUAAAUUAAUCAACUAUGGCGACUUACAGAUGGAAGAGCUUCGUCGAGGACCAAGACCGCCCUGAAAAACCUCGGAGAUUCGGUGUAACGGAGAUUCGUGGCCCAAAUCACAACUCUCUCUUCUCUCACAACUUGCUUCAGGAUAUGUUGGAGUCUGUGGGGCAGUUUGUUGAUGGUUUGAAGUUUACAGGAGGCUCUGAAAGUUUGAUGCCAAAAUCCUUCAUUAAAGAAGCAACAAAAUUAGCUCAUGAACAUGAUAUAUAUGUUAGUACAGGUGAUUGGGCUGAAUAUCUGCUUCAAAAAGGUGCAUCUUCUUUCAAAGAGUAUAUAGAGGAAUGUAAGCAGCUGGGAUUCGAUACAGUUGAGCUAAAUAUGGGUUCACUUGAACUUCCUGAAGAAACUCUGUUGAGAUACAUAAGGUUAAUUAAGAGUGAGGGGCUUAAAGCUAAACCUCAGUUUGCUGUUAAGUUCAAUAAGGCUGACAUUCCUCCAACCCGUGCAAGAGCUUAUGGUGCUUAUGUUGUUCCAACACCUCGAACAUCUGAACGUGUGGAGGAUGUGGACUUUUUGAUUAGAAGAGCCGAGAGAUGCUUGGAAGCAGGAGCAGACAUGAUAACAAUCGAUGCAGAAGACGUCUGUAGAUACCCCAAUUCUGUUAGAGCGGACAUCAUAGCAAAGGUGGUUGGGCGUCUAGGACUCGAAAAGGCCAUGUUUGAAACAUCAAAUCCCAAAACCUCCGAAUGGUUCAUUAAGCAAUACGGCCCAAAUGUUAACCUUUUUGUUGAUCAUUCUCAAGUGCUGGAUUUGGAGUGUAUUCGAGGGCAACCAGUGAAGAAGAAGGAAAGGAUCGGUGAUUCUUCGCUAGUAGUAGCAGACCCAACCUUCUCCGCCUAUUUCCACCAAGCACCCGUAGCAAACAUCCCCGGAAUUGUUGUGUACUAUCCCGAUACCCCUUCACAGCCCUCUCAACAACUGUCUUCCUGUUUGUCUCCUUCCCCUGUCGAAGAACUAGAAUCACCAGUGAUGUUUUCCCGGUUCCCCACUGCCGUCACCUCCAUAUCCCCUUCCCUUCCUCCUUCUGCCGAGAAACACCACCACAAGCACCCUCUCUGGCUGUUGCUACCCUUCUCAACCCCCACAACCCCAAAUGAACCCUUGAACCGCCGGAAAAAUCAAUUCCUUCCUUAG
This is a messenger RNA of Lactuca saligna, 1393 nucleotides long. Lineage: Eukaryota; Viridiplantae; Streptophyta; Magnoliopsida; Asterales; Asteraceae. The record is from the annotation of a GenBank genome assembly.